AUGCACCGUCAUCAUCAUCUUGUGGCUACUGCAGCGGCUUCCACUACUGCCUCUACUGCUAUUAAUAACAAGAAAUUCAAAGCUUUUGGCGAAAUAACCAACAUAGUGCAACAACAAAGUAAUAACGUUAGCAAUAGUAACAUCAACGUGGAUUUGACUGCCGGUAAUAGAGUAACUGCUGCCAACAGCAGAAGUUUUAAAUCCAACAACAACGCCAGCAGUAUUAGUAAUAGUAGUAGUAUUGGUAGGAGUCAUUAUGACAUUUAUGAUGAUGAUGACGACGACGACGACAAUGAUAUUCCUUCAACGUUUAAUGAUCUCGACAUCUCCUUUGAAGGACGACGAAUGAGUUCUACGACCAUCUUCGAACAUCAUCAACAGCAGCAGCAGAAACAGCACAUCCCUACAGAGGUGGCCGCCAGGCAGCAUCGUCGAUCCCUAAUCAAUCAACAAAUUGCGUUGUUGGAUGUCUAUUCCUUGCCAGAAUAUAGAGAUGAUAUUCUCACCUAUGGUAAAGAGGCAGAGCAACGGUAUAUGGCAAAGGCCAAUUACAUGGAAAGGCAGUCGGACAUCAAUCACUCGAUGAGGUCCAUCUUAGUGGACUGGCUGGUCGAAGUUGCAGACGAGUACAAACUGAAGAGGGAGACCUUCUUUCUGGCCGUCAAUUAUAUUGAUAGGUUCUUGUCGAUGAUGUCAGUUAUAAGGUGUCGUCUGCAGUUGUUGGGGGCAGCGGCCAUGUUUAUUGCUGCCAAAUACGAAGAGAUCUAUCCGCCCGAUGUAGCCGAGUUUGUCUACAUAACGGACGAUACAUACACCAUGAAACAAGUCCUCCAGAUGGAGCAGGCCAUUCUCAAAACUCUCAACUUCUUGGUGGCAGCCCCCACGCCUAACUACUUCUGCUGCGACCUCCUCGACCGAUUGGGCGCCUACAAGAAGGGGCCCAAUGGCGUCUGUGACGAUGGCGGGAGGUGGAAUUCCCUGGCUAUGUACAUGCUGGAGACGACCACAGUCUUCGGUGACUGUUUCCUGAAGUUCUCGCCGAGUAUGAUCUCAACGAGCUGUGUCGCACUUUCCCACUAUCUCAUCAACAUGACUGGAUGUAUGUCAGAGCUAUCUAGGAUAACAAGCUACACGGUGUUCAGUCUGUCCGAAUGCCUAAACUCCAUCUUCACCACCCUCCACAACAGUCCCAAUGUCCCACAGCAGGCCCUCAGGGUUAAAUAUAAUUCUGAAAAAUACCAUUUUGUAGCAAGCUUGGAACUCCCAGAAACUUUACCACUUGACCUCUUAUAGGAUUGAGUGAACGAAUGGAUGAAUGAAUGAAAGAAUGAAUGAAUAGAACGAAACUAACAAAAAGACUUGAAUGUAAAAAUAUAUGAAUGAUAUGAUGAAUUUCGACGUCUUCAACGUUGAAUAUGGUUUAUUAUCGUUACAUGUAAUAUUUUAUUUAGCAUGCAAUUUUUAAUUAUUUAAAAAUUUUUUGCUAGCAAUUAAUAUGCUAUUGGUUGAUUGAUUAGUUGAUUGAUUGACUGAUUGAUUGACUGAUUGAUUGAUUGAUUGAUUGAUUGAUAAGUUAUUUAACCAUUGUAAUAAAUAAAUUAAUUAAUUAAUUAAUUAAUAACAUUACAUUUACAAAUCCUUCUCUAUCUGUCUAUUUUUAGUUUACCGUCAUCAGGGUCAGUCACCUCAUUGCAUUAAUGUAACUUUUGGGGCUAAAGAUUGCAAAUAAAUUAUGUAAUUAAUUAUGUAAUUAGCUAGUGUCUUCUUGUGUUAUCGUUAAUUUAGUUGGCUGAUAGUGUUGAUGUAAUAUGUUAAUGGAUUGUGGAGUUCUAUUGAUCUCUUGGACCAUAGAAUUGCACAUGUCAGUGUGAUGAUGUGUGCUUAGGUGGUGACAUUAAUGCAGUUUACAAUGUUAAUGUCAUUUGGUACGUUAGCUAGUGCGUGGUUUUGAUGUAAUUUAUUUGCAAGGGUUGUAUUUAGGAUAAGUUAUAAUGUAAUGAAUAUCUUAUAAUCUGAUAGGAUUUCAUGUUUUAUGAUUGGCUGGUAGAUUGAGUGACUGACUGACUGAUUGAUUGAUUGAUUACGGAUUAAUAGAUAGAUACUUUAAUUGUCUGGUUGAAACAGUUUCGAAAAAUUUAUUCCUCACUUAAAAAUUCUACCAAUAAACCGUUUUCUAAAUGGAAUCUGGUCAGAUUUAAUUAGCUCCUCAACGCUUUUAUUGUUAUCACAUUUUUUGGUAGGUUUGUUAUUAUUUCUUAUUAUUAUUAUUAUUAUUGCCUCCUAAAAAAAAACCUCCUAUUGUCUAGGUAGUUUUCUAUAUAUACAUAUUCGUGUUUGUAUGUAUUGUAUAUGUAUCUUCACGUACAUACAAUACAGAUUACAUGCAAAUACACGAAUAUAUAUUAUGUAUAUAUAUAUAUAUAUGUGUGUGUGUGUGUAUGUAAUGCUAUAAGGACGAUGUUUUAUUGAUUUUAUUAUUAUUUAGUUUAUAGACGGCCAGAUUUAACCACCGCGAGAACAGUUUCAUAUUGUAGAUUCUUACCAGAUAUAACUUGACAAUAAUUAUUAUUAAUUAUUUUUAUUUAUUAUUAUUUUUUCAUGGUGCUUACUCUCCCUCAUAGCUUUUUAUUGACAGACAGUUCUCUUGUUAUGAUAUAAUUUGUCUCAGGAUUGUUUCUAUGUGUUUUUUGUCAGUAUUGAUUGUGUGUAUGUGUGUGUAAAAAUUCUUCUUAGGAAAUUACAUGUAAAUUGUUACUGU
Helobdella robusta is the source of this 2758-nucleotide messenger RNA. RefSeq lists its product as hypothetical. The transcript has 8 exons. The coding region runs from base 1 to 1293 and encodes 430 amino acids. The record is from RefSeq and is a predicted model, not a curated record. Gene Ontology annotation, biological process: regulation of cyclin-dependent protein serine/threonine kinase activity; mitotic cell cycle phase transition. Gene Ontology annotation, molecular function: cyclin-dependent protein serine/threonine kinase regulator activity. Gene Ontology annotation, cellular component: cytoplasm; nucleus; cyclin A2-CDK2 complex. Lineage: Eukaryota; Metazoa; Annelida; Clitellata; Rhynchobdellida; Glossiphoniidae.